AUGGCGCAUACAGCUCCAUCGCGCACUCGAGCCUCAAUGGCGCCAUUAGUUUCCAAUGCUGGUCGAAAACGGCGUCAUAUACCUCAAGAUUCAUCCUCAUCGGAUGAAGAGCAAAUAUUGGUGAGAGAUACGCGUCGACGCCGUGGAAAACGGCAGCAAGCUAGCGCCAUUCUGGACGAGUUUACGAGUUUGGAUGCACUGUUAAGCAAUGACCUAGCAGAGAAGAACAAACGAGAGAAUCGCGAGCGCAGAAUGAGACUUUUGCGUGAAGAAAGUGAAACGAUGGAUAAAGACGCGCCGAUAGGGAAAAUUAUAAGCAGCAUGGAUUCUAAUAUGUCAACACUUUCGGGUGAUAACUACCUUUUCGCACCUCCAGAGAUAAUAGUCUCGGAGGAAAAGUUUGGCUACGUCUUUACGCCAAUCACCGAGCCACUGCCGUACCGCACUUACAGAGCAACAGAGUCCGAGCUAAAGAGCGAUCUUAAUCUAAUUUACAAAACCAUGCAAUCUACCGAUUCUACAGAGCUCAGUGGCUUAGUUUGGUCCAAAUCUAUCUUGAUUCGCUGCAUGCUUAAGCACCAGAAGGAAAUGACUAGUCAAGCGUCUGCGACGUCACCAAUUGUCGUGCCUCCGAAAAUUGGGUCGUGGUUAUUUUUAACGAUGUCAUUUCACAGCUGUGGUCAUGUGGUUGGAGGAUGCUUUAGUAAUCUUUUGCUAAUUCAUAGCUCUGGACAAAACAUGCCGUUCACAAAAUUGAUCUCAGCGCUUCCUGUGGCGUGUUUUGCGCAUACGAUUGAGAGUUUUUGGCCGAAAUUCGGCGAUAAUCCUUCUUUCCAAAUGGAAUGGAAGCCGACAAUAUAUGAUUUUCUCAACGCCUUCCGUGCUUACGGCUUUCAAGACAGCAAACGAUCGAUGAGUGUUAAAAGCAAGAUUCCUGUAACGCCUCCUGCAACAAAUUUGCAUUUGUUUCCAUUUCCAACUGUGAAUAUGCAGUAUGUGCUGACAUAUUUAGUGCUCUGUCUACGGACAAUGACGCUGACUUUGGAAGGUUACGACGCAUUCAGUUUUACAAUGUUUUUCUUGCGCAUGCAGUUUGAAAGCACCAUACAUGCUAGUAUUGUUGAACUGGCUACUGUCUGUAUCGAAGAACUACUGGACGUGUUUCCUCGAACUGAGUGGCGAACGGAAUGGGCACCACAAUUAGUGCUUCGCAUUGCAGGUUCAAACGAAGGCUUGUUUGAUUCCGCAGCCGGCUGGCUUGCAGUUGCACGUCGACUUCCGCGUACAUUGCGUGGCACCCAGCUAACGACAGGACUGGCUGUUUAUGUUCUGCAACAUCGAAUCGACAAAGUGCCUUUGGAAGGGGCAAAAUCUGAAAAUCCACUUAAGUUACCAAUCCAAAGUGGACUUGUCGUGGAUAUUGUUGCGGGUAUUGUGGAGGAUAUGACGCAGAAAUAUGUGGAAACACGCAAGAGUAUCAAGGAUUUAAAAAAGUCGCCGCCAUUUGAUCUAUUGUGCAAAAAAGUAGCCUUGAUGGAUUUGGCGCUGCAGGCAUUUCUUAACAUUCUCACUCCAAAUGAAAUGAACAUCAUGCUGGGUAAGCUUGACCGGCUGGCUGACGCACACAAGUCGACUAUGUCAUCGAAAUGGCACGAACUUAAGACAUUAGUGAGUCUUAUGCACCGCAAAUACUCGUUGGAAAACUUACGCAUCGGCCGCCAUCGAAUUUUAUCACCCUCUGCGAAAACAGUGCUGUCGUUCGGUAAUGAUGAGUAA
This is a messenger RNA of Plasmopara halstedii, 1776 nucleotides long. RefSeq lists its product as uncharacterized. The record is from RefSeq and is a predicted model, not a curated record. Bases 1 to 1776 code for a protein of 591 amino acids. The transcript is spliced from 4 exons. Lineage: Eukaryota; Oomycota; Peronosporomycetes; Peronosporales; Peronosporaceae.